AUGAUCGAAAAGCCCAAUGAAUAUUUCUUGUCAGACCAGAUAAGUACAAAUAGCCAAAAAUCAAGUCUGAUCAAUAAUUUCGAAGAGACAACAACUUCUUACAAGAGAAUACUAAGGAAAAUCGACUAUAGAGUAUUGGUUCUUUAUUCAGUCUCAUAUAUUCUUGUUCAAAUCAAUAAGGGAAAUAUUUCGAAUGUUGCAAUUCUCAAUGCAGAACAGGGAAAUGAUAUUAAAACAGAGCUUGGAAAUUUAAGUUCCUCUCAAUGGGCAUGGUGUCUUUCAGCAUUCUACUACCCAUAUCUUAUUUUUGAAGCUCCAUUCACUCUUCUUGCAAAGAAAUUCUCACCAAAAGUAUGGCAAACAAGAAUAAUGAUUUCCUGGGGAAUCGUUUCGAUGUUGCAAGCAACUUCUUUUAAUUUUUCCGGAAUUAUAGCCUCAAGAUUUUUUUUAGGAUUCUUUGAAGCAUCUUGGUAUACUACUGUUUUAUACCAUAUGUCUUUCUUCUACAAGCCAAGAGAGCUUCCUAAAAGAAUAGCUCUUUUCUACUCUUUUGGGAUGUUAAGCAGUGCUUUUAGUGGAUUAUUAGCAUAUGGUAUUUCGUUCAUGAAUGGUGCUAGGGGUUUAAGUGGUUGGCGGUGGGUGUUUAUAUUUGAGGGCAUUCCGACGAUCUUACUUGGAUUCAUUCAGAUUUUUCUUCUUCCCAAUUACGUUCAAGAAAGCUCGUUUUUGACUAGCGAAGAAAAAGAGGUAGCUCUCAGCAACCUCCCAAAGACUUCCCCUAAAAAAGAUGAUAAGUAUUUCGAUUGGGAUACUAUAAAGGUACUUCUUCGAGACCCAACGUUUUACACAUAUAUUGGUGUAUGGCUUUUCCAAGGAAUUGGAGGAUGGGGAAUUUCUUUUGUGUUACCGACAAUAGUAUAUGAAUUAGGAUUCACGGAUACUGCAAACACUCAACUAAUGCAACUUCCGCCUACUAUAUUUGGCUUCAUUUUGUUGAACGUUUUAGGUAAUUUGAUUCACAAAAGAUUUCUCAAAUCGUUUCCAGUGGCAUUUACAUUGUCACUCAUUCAACUAAUAUGUUAUAUCGUACUUGCAACAAUAAAUAAUAGUGUUGGAAAGUAUGUUAUGCUAAUAAUAGCGUAA
Messenger RNA from Priceomyces carsonii, 1143 nucleotides. RefSeq lists its product as uncharacterized. Gene Ontology annotation, molecular function: transmembrane transporter activity. The record is from RefSeq and is a predicted model, not a curated record. The coding region runs from base 1 to 1143 and encodes 380 amino acids. The transcript has a single exon. Gene Ontology annotation, biological process: transmembrane transport. Lineage: Eukaryota; Fungi; Ascomycota; Pichiomycetes; Serinales; Debaryomycetaceae. Gene Ontology annotation, cellular component: membrane.